CUUUCCAAAGGCACAGUCAUUGAAUUUCUUCAAUAUGUCUGGAACUAUCCCACUGUUCAGUGACAGCAGGAACAGCUUGCCUGAAGUGCUUUGCUGCUGACGCCGUCCGGACCAUAUGAUUUUCGUGGGUUGAUACCACUGGAUGAAUUUUGCCGUUUCUCUGUCAAAACCUUGAAGAGAGGCUGGGUCUGGGUGGAGGAAACCCACAACAGUGGUGUCGUCUACGUACCAAAAAAAUGUGUGGUUUGCGUCAGAGGUUUGACAAUUGUUUGUGUACAAUAUCAGUGACAGUAGGCAACUUUGAGGGGCUCCCGUAUUCACCGUUCUAGAUGUAGAGAUGGCGGAGUUAAACUUCACUUGGUGAGUGCGGUUCACAAGGAACCUAUUAAUCCACUUGAUCAGUAGAGAGUUGACACCCAAAUUCACCAGCUUGACACCCAAAUUCACCAGCUUGACACCCAAAUUCACCAGCUUAUCACCAGUAGGUGGGGUUGAAUGGUGUUCAACACGCUACUGAAGUCAAUGAAUACAAUUUUCACGAGGCUAUUUGCCUUUUCUAAAUGUUUGUAGAUAUUGUUCAGCAUGACGAGUAACUUAUCAUCAACACUCCUGGAGGCACGGUGGGUGAGUCUAAUUGGGAUGAGAGACCAGAAAGAAUUUAGUUUUUGAAUAAUUUUUUCAAAACAUAGGUACAGAUGUCAGGGCUACAGGGCGUAAAUCAUAAUUUUUUGGGGCCUGUUGUUUUUAGGUAUUUGGACAAUCAGCGACUUCUUCCAUAAGUCUGGAAUUAUCCCACUGUUCAGUGACAGCUGGAACAGCUUCUGGAACGGUAAAGCGAGCUGGUCUGCACGUGCCUGAAGUGCCUUGCUGCUGACGCCGUCUGGACCAUAUGAUUUUCUGAACAUCGUGGGCGGUUGAGAAACACACCCUUGACAUAUCUUUUGUGAGGAGCACAGAAGGCUAGUUAGACUAGGCUAUAUUCCAGACCAGACCCCUCAGCCGCAGUCCAGAAGCUUCUGCAGCCAUGGCUGAGAAGGACUAUGGCUGCUUUGUGGACUGGACCCAAAUGGGGGACAUGGCCAAGAGCAGUGGCACCUCCAAAUUGGAUGUUAAGGACCCCGUGGAGCUCAAAAAGCUGGCCAGGCAGGGCCACUGGUCCAAGAACCACAAGCUCCGUGCCCAGGUCUACCAGCAACUCAUUAAGGCAAUCCCCUGUCGAACCGUGACACCCGACGCCGAGGUCUACCGCGACCUCAUGGGCGACGACACAGGUAAAAAAGCCUUGUCCUCCAUCCCACUGCCAGACUUUGUGGACGGCAGCGCUGUGCCGCACUACUGCCUCAAGGCAGACGCAGUGACCGCCGUCCACCGGGUCAUCUCCUGUCUGGCGGAACAGUUCCCGGACAUCUCGCACUGCCCGGCGCUGCCCGCGAUGACAGCCCUCCUGCUGCACUUCAGUGCCAACGAGGCCCAGUGCUUCGAGCACGUCAGCUGUCUGCUGGCCUGCAAUGACCCCGGCCAACGCUUUGUAGACCAGACCUUCCUGGCCUAUGAGUCCAGCUUCAUGACCUUUGGCGACCUGGCCAACAAGUAUUGCCCGGCAGCCCACAAGCUCAUAGUGGCUACAGUGCAGGACGUGGUGGAGGUGUACUCGGACUGGCAGCGCUGGGUGCUAGGUGACCUGCCCUUCAGCCACGUGGCAAGGGUCCUAGACGUCUUCCUGGUGGAAGGAUACAAGGUGUUGUACCGCGUUGCCCUGGCCCUGCUCAAGUUCUACCGCAAGCAGAAGGCCAGGGAUGGAACACAGCAAUCAGAGGGCCAGAAACAGGACUCUGCAGGGGUCAAGGCUGAGAUCCAGGCUUUCGUCAAGGCCAUCAGCUCCUACAUCACCCCGGACAAGCUGCUGGAGAAGGCCUUCUCUAUCCGCUUGUUCAGUCGCAAAGAGAUCACCCUCCUGCAGCUCACCAACGAGAAAUCGCUGCAGCAGAAGGGCAUCACCGUCAAACAGAAGAGGCGGAACGUGCAGCUGGCUCUGAACCCGGACACCUUCUCCUCGGAGGUAGUCAGCGCCAAGGAGAUGAAGGACAUCUGGUCGUGGAUCCCCGAGCGCUUCGCCCUAUGCGAACCGCAGCUCCUCUUCACCACCUCGACCCAUGGCUGCAGCCUCAACAGGUUCUACGCUCAUGUCGAAGGCCAUGAGCCCACUCUGCUACUCAUCCGGACCUGCGAAGCUGACGUAUGUGGAGCCUUCCUCUCUACAGAUUGGGAGGAGCGCAAGCGAGGCGGGAACAAACUUGGCUUCUUUGGGACCGGAGAAUGUUUCGUCUUCAGGCUGAAGCCGGAGAUGGAGAGGUAUGAGUGGGUGGUGAUCCGUCACCCGGAGCUGGCCUCUACCAUCAAGGCCCAGAGCAGUGAGGUCCCUGCCGAGGACGAGGCUCCCCCCGGCAAGCAGAACUCGGGAGGCGACAGCCUUCCCGUGGAGAGGCCAGCCGCUGACCCAUCUGAUCGCCUGUCGCCCUUCCUCUCAGCCCGACACUUCCAUCUCAACUCCAGGAACACCUCCAUGUUCAUGGCGGGCAACUUUGACUCCAUCAUAGUGGGGGGAGGCGAGGGCAACGCGCUGUACAUCGACAGUGAGCUAAACCACGGACGCACAGCCCGCUGCACCACCUUUGACAACCCGCCGCUCUGCUCCACCGAGAGCUUCCAGGUGGCCCUGCUGGAGGUGUGGGGCUUCAAGGACACCAUGGCCUCAGAUAGAUAGAUAAGACAGACACACACACACACACACAGACACACAGUUCGAGAUACACACAUCCCACCAAGGGCCUGAUGAAGGUACCUGCAGUAUCAGAACAAACCCCUUUCCGUCCAGCAAAUUAAUUUAUCCAUUGAAUUCUACAUAAAUGUGAAAUAUUUGUAUUUAUUCAUGUAAAACAAGUAUCAUAUUCUGAAAGUAUUUUUUAUUUGUGAUUCUUUUUUUACAGAUGUUUUAUUACAUUGUAUUAAUAUUUUUGUUGACUCUCAUUCGGAGGGGUUUGAUGGCGAAAAGCAGCUCUGUUGUUAAAAAGGCCUUGUCUGGAAUGAUCAAAUGUCAUGAUUUUACACACUCAAGUAACUUAAUUUCUGUAUUCACUUUAUAUCCACUCCUUAAUGUGUGCAAUCUGGUUAUGCACCAAACCAACUGCCAAAAUGGUGGUAAGUAGGCCUAUAAGGCCUGUAUUCACUAUAUCGAACAUAUGCAGUCUACCCAGCUGUCAGAACUGGGGUCUAUUCAAAUGAAUUGUACAACGUGAAGUGUGGCUGUUGUGCGGCCAUAUUCUCACCAGAUGUACUCUUAGCUCUGAGCACAGCAGUACAUUAGAGAGGCCCCUUUGUAAAGUAUGUGAAUAUUGUUCUUUGAAUGUGUUUUAUUGAUAGUGUGAAAGGGUUAUCAGGUGAGAUGAAGACCAUAUCCACGUCCCUCGUCAUUUAGGUGCACAAUCUGUGGUAAAGCUAUCUGUGUAAGUAAUGCAGUAUUCAUCUGUCUUUCUCUAUCCGUCCUACAAACAAUAUCAUCCAAAUAAAUUGCAGAAUAUGUACGUUCUUGUGCAGAGACUCAACUGUAUAUCAUUGAAUAUCUGUUGUAUUGAAGAAAGUCCUCCAGUGAAGUAUUAAUUGACAAAUUACAGAUCAUCCGACUUCAACUGUA
This is a messenger RNA of Salvelinus namaycush (lake trout), 3691 nucleotides long. RefSeq names its product TBC1 domain family member 24-like. The record is from RefSeq and is a predicted model, not a curated record. The transcript is spliced from 7 exons. NCBI's taxonomy places the organism in Eukaryota, Metazoa, Chordata, Actinopteri, Salmoniformes, Salmonidae. Bases 1025 to 2764 code for a protein of 579 amino acids.